UAUACAAUGGCGCAGAUCUGCGCAAAGCAGCUGCUGCUAAGAACCAGAAGCUAGUCCUUUUUAACAUCUUUACGUAAAAGGUUAAUGAACAAAUAUAUAAUCCAUCUAGAUCUAGAUCUAUGUUAUCCAUGAUACGAAGGAAAUAAUACUGCAUCUUAACCUUGUUUAAGACUGCCUAAUUGUGUAGUACGUGCUCUGGACUGUAGUCUGUGAUCUUGAUGAUCCUGGGUUCAAACCCUGCCCUUUGCCUUCCACCGUCGUCCUUUCAGCAUGACAGAUUUGAUCUGUGUCACACGUGGCUACAUCUGAUAUUUGUUAAACUAAACAAAACCAACAGACUUUGACAUGCAGUGUUACACGCGCGCCAACAAAGAGCCCCGCACCGUGUACGGAGUCAGCUACAAAACCCCGCCCUACAGAUACUACCAUCAGCGCCCUACAUUUAUUCCAGAACCAGCGCGGAACGCCAGGCCUUGGGUACCCGAGGGCGUUCCAUUUCCUCAUCAUCUUUAUUCAGAGAAACGUCUACUUGUGAUUCCCGAUGAUCCACCAGUACACAGGGAGAAGAAAAUGAAAGAAAUGUUGGCGGCUGUCAAUGUCACGAACUGGACCUCAGGGCGAGACGUGAAAUGUUUGGGGGCCCGGAUGUCAAAGUUCAGUGAAACGAUGAAGUAUUCGAUCCAGUCCACCUACAGAGACCAUUAUCCUGGAUUCUACUUGGGGGCUGAACCCAAGAGACAUCCAAACAGAACUGCUUCAGCGGGAGCAACUCCUACAACCUACCACCUGGUGCCGUACCCUAAACCACGUGACCACCCUUUCACCAUUCAGAACUACGCCCCACCAGAAGACGACACCGAUGACCCCAGCAACAGAUGCGAGCUGAUAACUGUGCCUCACUACAUUCCGUGCCCGUUUCCUGGCCCCCCGGUUUCAAAGUCUUACAAGAGCACCUUGCCAGUGGAGAACAAGUCACAGAAAAUGGGAUGGGUAGAAUAAAGAGUUGGCAUCACUUUAAAAACAUCACAAGUUUG
Messenger RNA from Biomphalaria glabrata, 1034 nucleotides. RefSeq lists its product as uncharacterized. The transcript is spliced from 7 exons. Bases 346 to 999 code for a protein of 217 amino acids. The record is from RefSeq and is a predicted model, not a curated record. Lineage: Eukaryota; Metazoa; Mollusca; Gastropoda; Planorbidae.